Molecule: messenger RNA, 5757 nt
Organism: Nerophis ophidion (straightnose pipefish)
Lineage: Eukaryota; Metazoa; Chordata; Actinopteri; Syngnathiformes; Syngnathidae
Product: fatty acid-binding protein, liver-like
Exons: 4
Coding region: 3926-4360 (144 amino acids)
Biological process (GO): fatty acid transport
Cellular component (GO): cytosol; nucleus
Molecular function (GO): fatty acid binding
Source: RefSeq, a predicted model, not a curated record
UGCGGCAGUUUUUUUGGUCUAUUAUCAUUUUUAUGUUGUUAAUGUUUCAUAGUUUUUAUGUUAUCAGUGUAAUUAUACAUAACUAGCACCUAUCUUGUUAAAAAAUCACCCCAUACUUGUCCUAUUUUUUGUUGGUGCAACAUUUGUGCUGCAGUUUUUUGGUCUGUUAUCGUUUUAUGUUAUUAAUGUUUUAUAGUUAUUAUGUUAUCAGUGUUUAAUUAUACAUAACUAGCACCCAACUUGUUAAAAUUCCCCCAAACGUGUUCCAUUCGUUUGUGCAACAAUUGUGCUGCAGUUUUUUGGUCUGUUAUCGUUUUAUGUUGUUAAUUUUUUAUAGUUUUUGUUAUCAGUGUCAUUACACAUAACUACCACCCACCUUGUUAUGAAAUCCCCCCAUGCUUGUCCCGUUCGUUUGUGCAACAUUUGUGCUGCAGUUUUUUGGUCUGUUAUCGUUUUAUGUUAUUAAUGUUUUACAUUUUUUAUGUUAUCAGUGUUUAAUUAUACAUAACUAGCACCCACCUUGUUAAAAUUCCCCCAAACGUGUUCCAUUCGUUUGUGCAACAUUUGUGCUGCAGUUUUUUGGUCUGUUAUCGUUUUAUGUUAUUAAUGUUUUACAUUUUUUAUGUUAUCAGUGAUUAAUUAUACAUAACCAGCACCCAACUUGUUAAAAUUCCCCCAAACUAGUUCCAUUCGUUUGUGCAACAUUUCUGCUGCAGUUUUUUGGUCUGUUAUCGUUUUAUGUUAUUAAUGUUUUACAUUUUUUAUGUUAUCAGUGAUUAAUUAUACAUAACCAGCACCCAACUUGUUAAAAUUCCCCCAAACUAGUUCCAUUCGUUUGUGCAACAUUUGUGCUGCAGUUUUCUGGUCUGUUAUUGUUUCAUGUUAUUAAUGUUUUAUAGUUUUUGUUAUCAGUGUUCAAUUAUUCAUAACUAGCACCCACCUUGUUAAAAUCCCCCAAACGUGUCCCAUUUGUUUGUACAACAUUUGUGCUGCAGUUUUCUGGUCUGUUAUCGUUUUAUGUUAUUAAUGUUUUAUACUUUUUAUGUUAUCAGUGUUCAAUUAUACAAAACUAGCACCCACCUUGUAGAAAUCACCCCAAACUUGUCCCAUUUGUUUGUGCAACAUUUGUUCUGCAGUUUUUUUUGGUCUGUUAUUGUUUUAUAUUAUUAAUGUUUUACAGUUUUUAUGUUAUCAGUGUUUAAUUAUACAUAACUUAGCACCCACCUUGUUGAAAUCACCCCAAACUUGUCCCACUCAUUUGUGCAGCAUUUGUGUUUCAGUUUUUUUGGUCUAUUAUCGUUUUUAUGUUAACGUUUUAUAGUUUUUGUUAUCAGUGUAAUUACACAUAACUAUCACCCCCCUUGUUAAAAAAAUCCACUCAUACUUGUUCCAUUCGUUUGUGCAACAUUUGCGCUGCAGUUUUUUGGUCUGUUAUUGUUUUAUGUUAUUAAUGUUUUACCAUUUUUAUCUUAGCAGUGUUUAAUUAUACAUAACUAGCACCCACCUUGUUAAAAUUCCCCCAAACUUGUUCCAUUCGUUUGUGCAACAUUUGUGCUGCAGUUUUUUGGUCUGUUAUCGUUUUAUGUUAUUAAUGUUUUACAUUUUUUAUGUUAUCAGUGUUUAAUUAGACAGAACUAGCACCCACCUUGUUAAAAUUCCCCCAAACUUGUUCCAUUCGUUUGUGCAACAUUUCUGCUGCAGUUUUCUGGUCUGUUAUUGUUUUAUGUUAUUAAUGUUUUAUAGUUUUUGUUAUCAGUGUUUAAUUAUUCAUAACCAGCACCCACCUUGUUAAAAUCCCCCAAACGUGUCCCAUUUGUUUGUGCAACAUUUGUGCUGCAUUUUUCUGGUCUAUCGUUUUAUGUUAUUAAUGUUUUAUAGUUUUUAUGUUAUCAGUGUUUAAUUAUACAAAACUAGCACCCACCUUGUAGAAAUCACCCAAAACUUGUCCCAUUUGUUUGUGCAACAUUUGUGCUGCAUUUUUCUGGUCUAUUAUCGUUUUAUGUUAUUAAUGUUUUAUAGUUUUUAUGUUAUCAGUGUUUAAUUAUACAAAACUAGCACCCACCUUGUAGAAAUCACCCCAAACCUGUCCCAUUUGUCUGUGCAACAUUUGUGCUGCAGUUUUUUGGUCUGUUAUUGUUUUAUAUUAUUAAUGUUUUACAGUUUUUAUGUUAUCAGUUUUUAAUUAUACAUAACUUAGCACCCACCUUGUUGAAAUCACCCCAAACUUGUCCCACUCAUUUGUGCAGCAUUUGUGUUUGAGUUUUUUUGGUCUAUUGUCGUUUUUAUGUUGUUAAUGUUUUGUAGUUUUUGUUAUCAGGGUAAUUACACAUAACUAGCACCCCCCUUGUUAAAAAAUCCACCCAUACUUGUUCCAUUCGUUUGUGCAACAUUUGCGCUGCAGUUUUUUGGUCUGUUAUUGUUUCAUGUUAUUAAUGUUUUACAAUUUUUAUGUUAUCAGUGUUUAAUUAUACAUAACUAGCACCCACCUUGUUAAAAUCCCCCCAAACUUGUCCCAUUUGUUUGUGCAGCAUUUGUGCUGCAUGUCUGUCUAUUAUAGUUUUAUGUUAAUGAAGUUCUAUAGUUUUUAUGUUAACGUUUUAUGUUUCAUUACCAGAUCCCCCACACCUUGUUAAAAUCCCCCCAAACUUGUCCCAUUUGUUUGUGCAACAUUUGUGCUGCUGUAUUCUGGUCUCUUAUUAUUUUAUGUUGUUAAUUAAUGUUUUGUAGUUUUUUUGUUAUCAGUGUUUAAUUAUAGAUAACAAGAACCCACAUUGUUGAAAUCACCCCAAACUUGUCCCACUCAUUUGUGCAGCAUUUGUGCUGCAUGUCUGUCUAUUAUAGUUUUAUGUUAAUGAAGUUCUAUAGUUUUUAUGUUAACGUUUUAUGUUUCAUUACCAGAUCCCCCACACCUUGUUAAAAUCCCCCCAAACUUGUCCCAUUUGUUUGUGCAACAUUUGUGCUGCUGUAUUCUGGUCUCUUAUUAUUUUAUGUUGUUAAUUAAUGUUUUGUAGUUUUUUUGUUAUCAGUGUUUAAUUAUAGAUAACAAGAACCCACAUUGUUGAAAUCACCCCAAACUUGUCCCACUCAUUUGUGCAGCAUUUGUGCUGCAUGUCUGUCUAUUAUAGUUUUAUGUUAAUGAAGUUCUAUAGUUUUUAUGUUAACGUUUUAUGAUUCAUUACCAGAUCCCCCACACCUUGUUAAAAUCCCCCCAAACUUGUCCCAUUUGUUUGUGCAACAUUUGUGCUGCUGUAUUCUGGUCUCUUAUUAUUUUAUGUUGUUAAUGUUUUGUAGUUUUUUUGUUAUCAGUGUUUAAUUAUAGAUAACUAGAACCCACAUUGUUGAAAUCAGCCCAAACGUGUCCCACUCAUUUGUGCUGCAUUUGUGCUGCAUGUAUGUCUAUUAUAGUUUUAUGUUAAUGAAGUUCUAUAGUUUUUAUGUUAACGUUUUAUGAUUCAUUACCAGAUCCCCCCCACCUUGUUAAAAUCACCCCAAACGUGUCCCAUUUGUUUGUGCUACGUUUGUGAUGCAAAAGUUUUACGUGAUUAAAGUGUUAUCGUUCAUAACCAGCCCCAUGAGGUAAAAAUAAUAAUGAGCCAAAACAUUUUGCAGCACAAACGUUUGGGACAAGUUUGGGGAGAUGUUGACAAGGAUGGGGGACGCAUUAUGAAUAAUAACAUGUUAAAAACAUAAAAGCUAUGAUUGUGAGACAACAAUAAUUUGCAGCACAAAAGUUCGGGGAGUUUUAGACAAGGUUUUGGGGGUGCUGGACAAUAUCACUAUUUUAGAACUACUUAAAAACCGUAACGAAUGCACAAAGAAAAAUAUUUACAGCACAAACAAAUGGCAAUGUUGUUUUAAUGUUUGCAAUGAUGGGGGGGAGAACGUCACACAGGAGCUCAAAUAACAGGGAGUUGAAGUCCCCAACAUGCCAACCAGCAGAGAGACAACCACAAAGCGCAAACAUCUGCAGGCAGCAGACAUGGACUUUAGCGGCACCUGGCAGGUUUAUUCUGAGGAAAACCUUGAGAGCUUCCUCAAAGCCUUGGACGUGCCUGAGAUGGUUGUGAAAAUGCGUAAGAAGGUGAGGCCAGUGAUGGUGAUAGAGCAUAAGGGCAAAGAUUUGAGCUACACCCUUAAAACCCCCAACUUCACGGUCACCAAUUCAGUCAGCAUCGGGAAGGAGGCGGAAAUUACUGCGCUCGAUGGCAGGAAAGUCAAAUGCACCGUCCGAGAGGAGAACGGAAAGCUUAUCACUGAGAGCGACAAGUUCACUUCGGUCCGAGAAAUACAAGGCCAGGAAAUUAUUGAGACAGUCACAUCUGGCUCUGUCGUUCUCAUCAGCAGAAGCAGAAGAGUGUAAAAAUGUUCGGUCAGCUAUCAACAAGAAUAAAACAUCCAUCCAUCCAUCCAUCCAUCCAUCCAUCCAUCCAUCUUCUUCCGCUUAUCCGAGGUUGGGUCGCGGGGGCAGCAGCCUAAGCAGGAAAACCCAGACUUCCCUCUCCCCAGCCACUUCGUCCAGCUCUUCCCGGGGGAUCCCAAGGCGUUCCCAAGCCAGCCGGGAGACAUAGUCUUCCCAACGUGUCCUGGGUCUUCCCCGUGGCCUCCUACCGGUCGGACGUGCCCUAAACACCUCCCUAGGGAGGCGUUCAGGUGACAUCCUGACCAGAUGCCCGAACCACCUAAUCUGGUUCCUCUCGAUGUUGAGGAGCAGCGGCUUUACUUUGAGUUCCUCCCGGAUGCCAGAGCUUCUCACCCUAUCUCUAAGGGAGAGCCCCGCCACCCGGCGGAGGUAACUCAUUUCGGCCGCUUGCACCCAUGAUCUUGUCCUUUCGGUCAUAACCCAAAGCUCAUGACCUUAGGUGAGGAUGGGAACGUAGAUCGACCGGUAAAUUGAGAGCUUUGCCUUCCGGCUCAGCUCCUUCUUCACCACAACGGAUCGAUACAACGUCCGCAUUACUGAAGACGCCGCACCAAUCCGCGUGUCGAUCUCACCAUCCACUCUUCCCUCACUCAUGAACAAGACUCCUAGGUACUUGAACUCCUCCACUUGGGGCAAGAUCUCCUCUCCAACCCGGAGGUGGCACUCCACCCUUUUCCGGGCGAGAACCAUAAACUCAGACUUGGAGGUGCUGAUACACAUUCCGGUCGCUUCACACUCGGCUGCGAACCGAUCCAGUGAGAGCUGAAGAUCCCGGCCAGAUGAAGCCAUCAGGACCACAGCAUCGGCAAAAAGCAGAUACCUGAUCCCGCGGCCACCAAACCGGAACCCCUCAUCGCCUUGACUGCCCCUAGAAAUUCUGUCCAUAAAAGUUAUGAACAGACUCUGUGACAAAAGGCAGCCUUGGCGGAGUCCAACCCUCACUGGAAACGUGUCCGACUUACUGCCGGCAAUGCGGACCAAGCUCUGGCACUGAUCAUACAGGGAGUGGACCGCCACAAUCAGACAGUCAGAUACCCCAUACUCUGAGCACUCCCCACAGGACUUCCCGAGGGACACGUUCGAAUGCCUUCUCCAAGUCCACAAAGCACAUGUAGACUAGUUGGCCAAACUCCCAUGCACCCUCAAGGACCCUGCCGAGAGUAUAGAGCUGGUCCACAGUUCCACGACCAGGACGAAAACCACACUGUUCCUCCUGAAUCUGAGGUUCGAGGUUCGACUAUCCGGCGUAGCCUCCUCUCCAAUACACCUGAAUAAACCUUACCGGGAAGGCUGAGGAUAAAACAUCACAAAUCUACUAAUAAAGGUGAAUAAUCAAA